AUGACUUAUCCACACCUGAAAGGAAAUGUCAAACACAUAUACACUAUGGGUGGUGGUGUUAGAUCGAAGAACCCGACAGGUUGCUGUCCAAAAGAUGUUACCACAGCUUGUACACCACAGCAAUGCGGUGAUAUUGGUAACCUAUUUUCUAGUUACAGUACCAAUCCCUAUGCAGAAUUCAACAUAUUUGGAGAUCCUUUUGCUGCAUAUCAGGUGUUUCAUUCUGGCAUUCCAAUCACACUUGUCCCUCUUGAUGCAACUAAUACGAUUCCAGUCAAUGAAGAGUUCUUUUAUGCAUUCCAACAACACCAAAGUACAUUUGAGGCAGAAUACUGUUUCAAGUCAUUGAAAAUGGCUCGAGACACAUGGUCUGAUGAUCAGUUCCAUGCAAGCUAUUUUAUGUGGGAUUCCUUUACUUCUGGUGUAGCCAUCUCUAGCAUGCGCAAUGACAAGGACUGCCUGCAUGGAAAUGAUUUUGCUGAGCUAGAAUACAUGAACAUUACAGUAAUAACUUCAAAUGAACCAUAUGGCAUAUAUGAUGGCUCAAACCCAUUAUUCGAUGGCCAUGCUGUUCCCAAGUUUGGUCUUAAAAAGGGCGGAGUUCAUAGUGGUCAUGUUCAAACUGGAAUUAUAGAUAGCUUCUGUCUUAUAGAGGGAAGUAGGAAAGGAAGAUGUGAGGAUGGAUACACUAAGGAAAUUUCUGGUCUAGAAGCAGUCCGUGUUCGUGUUGCCACAAAGGCUAAAUCAAAUGUGGAUAAAAAUAGCCGUUUGGAUAGGGAAUUUUUCAAGAGCUUCCUAGAGGUCUUAACUCUCCGUGAUAACACAGGCCGUUUCGACAUUACAGCACAAUUUCCAUUCUACAGAGAGGUUCUUUACAAGCCAAACUUUGUUAACAAAAGUAGAGGGAAAGUAACCAUCUUUGACAUGGACAUGAGUGCUGGAGAUUUCGUCUCCCUUAUAUAUCUCUUGAAGGCGCCUGUUGAAGAAAUAGAUUUGAAGGGGAUUUUCGUCAGCGGCAAUGGUUGGGCCAAUGCCGCAACUAUUGAUAUCGUUUAUGACAUUCUACAUAUGAUGGGUCGUGAUGACAUUCCUGUUGGCCGUGGCACUUCUACCGCGUUAGGCACUGGAAUCCUUAGCUGCAAGUAUGUCAGUGCUAUUCCCCAAGGGAGUGGUGGACUUCUCGACUCUGACACUCUGUAUGGACUAGCUCGGUCUUUGCCACGAAGUCCUAGAAGGUACACUGCUGAAAAUUCAGUAGAACAUGGCGCUCCUAGAAAUACUGGUAAUCCGGAACUUCGGCAACCAUUGGCUUUUGAAGUUUGGCAGUCUGUUAAAAGGCAACUUGAUCCAAGUGAGAAGAUCACUAUACUUACCAAUGGACCUCUUACAAAUUUGGCCAAUAUUAUGCUCUCUGACAGGAAUGCAAGUUCUGUAAUAAAGAGUGUAUAUGUUGUUGGAGGCCAUAUCAGAGAUGAAAAUGAUUCAAACGGCAACGUGUUCACUGUUCCAUCUAAUAGAUAUGCGGAGUUCAAUCUGUUUCUUGAUCCCCUAGCUGCGAAAGUAGUUCUAGAAUCCACUAUGGAUAUCACUUUGAUUCCUCUUAGCUCUCAGAGAAAAGCUUCUUCCUUUCAGACUCUCCUUGAAUCUCUAGAGUAUGCUGAAAAUACUCCAGAAUCAAGUUUUGUCCUCCAUUUGUUGUCAUUGCUGCAUGACUUGCAACAGAAGCACCGGCUGUACCAUCAUAUGGUAAAGGGUAUAUUUCUGGGAGAACUACUUGGUGCUGUUUAUUUGGUGGAAGGAUCAAACAUGGAACAUUCAUUAUUACUGAAGCCAAUAAGCAUUAUUGCUGACAAUACAACAAGCACGGAUGGACAGGUGGUAGUCGACGAACAGAGCGCAAAUUUGGUGAAGGUACUAGUGGAUUUCGAUAGCGACGAAUAUUACAGUCGAGUUGCCAACCAUCUAGGCAACAUGGAGCGAUCUGCCGUUAUUGGUAGUUUUGCAGAACAGAGGUCAUCAUGGAGCAGGCAACCAGAUAACUUGAGAGUACGCUGA
Messenger RNA from Triticum turgidum subsp. durum (durum wheat), 2055 nucleotides. The record is from the annotation of a GenBank genome assembly. NCBI's taxonomy places the organism in Eukaryota, Viridiplantae, Streptophyta, Magnoliopsida, Poales, Poaceae.